Messenger RNA from Paraphaeosphaeria sporulosa, 1806 nucleotides. RefSeq lists its product as uncharacterized. The transcript has 5 exons. Lineage: Eukaryota; Fungi; Ascomycota; Dothideomycetes; Pleosporales; Didymosphaeriaceae. Bases 1 to 1806 code for a protein of 601 amino acids. The record is from RefSeq and is a predicted model, not a curated record.
AUGGAGACCUCAUCUUAUUUCGAACGUACGCUCUUCUACGAUCGAAGUCCGGCCACCGAGGAGUACUACGCACGAUCCGCUGAGACGAUUUUCGAAAAGGAACCCAGUCGCUCGAAGAUCGAAGUUAGGGUCCAGUCAUCGAUCGAUGCCUCAUACUAUAUCAAAAAGCAAGACUGUUCAAGUCUUGAGGAGAAAGCGGAAGAUGCAGAGUCACCUCGUAUCUCUCCGAAGCGGAAAGCUGUCUUAGAUGAGAAGAGACCUUCUCAAAGCGAUCCGCAACCAGCUUCAAGAGCAGAUGUGGCUUACAAAGUCAAAGUUGACGAUGCCUACGAUUCGGAUAGCGACUAUGCGUGGUCGAUCUCUAGCAGAGCUUCCAGUACCGCGCUAUCAACUGGGCUGGAUCAGCACCAUGGCUCUUUGCCGCCCACAUACCCUGGUCCGCCUAUAUUGACAAUCAUUGACCUAGAGCCUUCUAAUCUUCGCAACUUUACCAGACAAACAAAACACGAGUUUAGGGUCUUCUACAUUCGGCAAAGGAACUCUUAUAGCAGACUGCAGAUCACCAAAGAGUUGUUCGAGGAACUCCUCCGUUGCUGCCAUGUUUUCCCUCGGUUCAACGAAUAUGUGAUAGGCUUUGGGACUAGGAACAGUGAAACGGAGGUUGGUCCACCACCCCUAACUUUCAGACCGCUGUGUGAAGUACGGAGUAAUCGAUAUCAUGGCUUCGAAUGCUCUUACAUCCUGCGCUACAUAGAGUUCACAAAUCGGACAGGGGUCAAGUUCCCGUGGUCUCUCCGACAAUUCGCUGUCUAUCAUCGUUACAAACCCAAGUCUGGCAGGGCAUGCUCCACCUGGAUCUUGGUGGGAGCGUCACAACGGACUGAAACGCGCAUCGAUGACUACACAAGAAGCAUUGAUGAUUUAAAUGCCUCUAAUCCCUUUGAACUCCAUGUUACGUUCGUCGAUACGGCUAUAGCAAGCUGGAGACCGUAUCUGGUUUCCCUAACAAAACUCGUAGCGCACCAGUCAGAUAAAGCCACUGGAGUGGAAGUCGAAGGCGACGACGACCUAGUCCCGAUCACUUUCGAAGACCAUCAAGAGCUCAAGAUGAUUGAAGAUCGGGUAGCCGACCUCAUCUUGUGCCUGGAUUCGACCUUGGAUACUGUCGCAACGUUCGAGGAAAUGUAUGAGCAGUUCUCUCGUCAACAGAUCAUGCCUUCCUCUGUCGGCAACAAGGAUCGAAACUCAGCAUACGGGAUUGACAUAGUUAUAUUCGGUUUGAGAAGACGGGCAAGGGAGAUAUCGUAUAGACAGAAGCAGGCCAAGGUCUUGUUGAAGAAGGUGCAAACAACUAGAACGCUGAUAUCCUCUCUCCUCGAACAGAAGAACGGUCUUGGUACGAACGAACAACUCUCCGCUGUCCGCAAGCUUGUAGAGCAGAGCCAAGAAGAGACCGCUCUGAUGAGAGAACUGGCAGAGAAGAAUAGUAGAGAUUCAUCGAGCAUGAGGAUCCUUACUAUCAUUACAAUGAUCUAUUUGCCAUGUACCAUUGUUUCGAACUUCUUCUCGACUCAGUUUGUAAAGCAAAUCGAUUCACCCUCCGGCGAUACGAAACUGGGCUACGCGCAGAAUGCUUGGCUCUUCUUUGCAAUAUCUGUCCCAUUAACGCUUGCGACUAUAGGUGUAUGGUACUUAUGGGUCAACGGCGAGAGGAUUUUCCGAAAUGUGUGGGCGAAACGAACGACGUCAGAUAUGAUUCAGCGCCGAAAACCGAGCUCACUCGGGCUGAAAGAGCUGCUCGUGUAG